AGGAUAUGGUAGAGAUAACACUGAAAUUUUAUCAGUCACUCAUUAUUAUUUGUGAUAGAUUGGAUGUUGUGUAUUUACACAAAAGUCAAGUAACUUAAUUUAAAUUAGAAAUGAUUUAAUAAUGAACCGAUACGCAUUUUUUAUUGUUGUGUUUGUAUCAUUGGCAUUGGUCGCCAUAGUGACCGCUCAGCAGUCAUCACCCCGGCACUGCUACAGGUUCACGUGGCUCGGGCCGGACUACAACAACGGCAGCGUGUAUCUGAACGCGACCUGCAAUGACGUCACCAAGCUGUCUGACAAGGAGCCCUGCAUGGAACCCUUGGUUGUGUCCAUGGAUGGAACUUGGCCAAAUGUAAGCUACAUCUGGGACAACCACAAGGAGCAAGCUACUUGUGUAUUAGGAGACAGUGAAUAUUGCGCACAAUACACAUUUUAUUUCAACGGAACCCCGUUAAACUCAACCUACAUGUGUACGAAGGCGUUGACCAGCAACAAUACAGUGGUGUCCCCGGGCUGCUACACACAGACCAUCGGCAGUUUCAAGAAGCGUGUGUGCUUGUGUGUGCCCAUCGCUGGAGGAAUGCCGUGUAACCGCGCCAACCCUACAUCUGCAACAACCCUAGUCACUAUGGGGCUAGUGACGACGGCAGCCAUUGUGAUUUUAAAUAAAAACUUGAUUACUUUAUUAGAAAUGUAUUCGGUUUUGACUAGAGGAAAUGCUAUUUUAACCUAUACGUUAAGUGUGCUAGCAUGUUUAACCUUUCUAUGUUUCCUAUCUACACUAACGGUAGACUACAGAACCGCUGCACACAUGAACACAGUUAAAGUAGUCGUGAAAAACGUCCCAGACUAUGGAGCAUCCAAAGAGCGAAAUGAUCUGGGCUUCCUGACUUUUGACUUGAAGACUGACUUGUCCCACCUUUUCAACUGGAAUGUGAAGCAACUCUUCUUGUAUCUGACCGCUGAAUACAUCACGCCCAGCAAUGAGCUGAACCAAGUAGUUUUAUGGGACAAAAUCAUACUCAGAGGUGAAAAUGCCCUGCUUGACUUCAAGAACAUGAACACAAAGUACUAUUUCUGGGAUGAUGGCAACGGUCUUAAGGCUCACAACAACGUAACACUGACUCUGUCAUGGAACAUCAUCCCGAAUGCGGGCUUACUGCCCAACAUUCCCGCUAUUGGCCAGCACUCCUUCAAGUUCCCCUCAGACUACACCCAGACCAGGGUAUGAUUAGUGGGAUUGUUCCAGUCACCGGUGUCAAUGGGAAUCAACUAUAGUUAUUAAGAUAAAAGCUAAAUAUUAUAGUUGUAUGUUGUCACUUUUAAUUACACAUAAAGUACUGUA
Molecule: messenger RNA, 1345 nt
Organism: Plutella xylostella (diamondback moth)
Lineage: Eukaryota; Metazoa; Arthropoda; Insecta; Lepidoptera; Plutellidae
Source: RefSeq, a predicted model, not a curated record